This is a messenger RNA of Lodderomyces oxycetoniae, 1434 nucleotides long. RefSeq names its product alpha,alpha-trehalose-phosphate synthase (UDP-forming) TPS1 (gene TPS1). Gene Ontology annotation, cellular component: alpha,alpha-trehalose-phosphate synthase complex (UDP-forming); cytosol. The coding region runs from base 1 to 1434 and encodes 477 amino acids. The transcript has a single exon. Lineage: Eukaryota; Fungi; Ascomycota; Pichiomycetes; Serinales; Debaryomycetaceae. Gene Ontology annotation, molecular function: trehalose-phosphatase activity; alpha,alpha-trehalose-phosphate synthase (UDP-forming) activity. Gene Ontology annotation, biological process: trehalose biosynthetic process; cellular response to heat. The record is from RefSeq and is a predicted model, not a curated record.
AUGGUUGAAGGUAAAGUAUUUGUAGUCUCAAAUAGACUUCCUGUAACAAUAAAGAGAGCAGAAGAUGGCACGUACGAGUAUUCAAUGUCUUCGGGUGGACUUGUUACUGCCUUGCAAGGGCUCAAGAAAUCAACGGAGUUUCAAUGGUUGGGGUGGCCUGGUUUGGAAAUUCCCCAAGAUGAACAAGCCAAGGUCAAUAAUGAUCUUAACUCCAAAUUCAAAUGUACCGCGAUAUUUCUAAGUGAUGUUAUUGCUGAUUUGCAUUAUAAUGGGUUUAGCAACUCCAUAUUAUGGCCAUUGUUUCACUACCAUCCGGGAGAAAUGAAUUUCGAUGAGAAUGCAUGGGCAGCUUAUAUCGAAGCAAAUCGGAAAUUUGCCCAGGUUCUAGUUGAGCAAGUUGCAGAUAAUGAUAUGAUUUGGGUUCAUGACUAUCAUCUUAUGUUACUCCCGGAAAUGUUGAGGGAGUUGCUUGGUACUACUAAGAAAAAUAUUAGAAUUGGGUUUUUCUUACAUACACCUUUCCCUUCGUCGGAAAUCUAUAGAAUCUUGCCCGUUAGAAAGGAGAUCUUGAUCGGUGUGUUGAGCUGUGACUUGAUUGGGUUCCAUACUUAUGAUUAUGCAAGACAUUUUUUGAGCUCGGUAUCAAGAAUUGUUCCCCACGUAAAAACAUUGCCCAAUGGAAUAGAGUAUAAUGAGAGGAAAAUCCAAAUUGGUGCAUUCCCUAUUGGAAUUGAUGUUGACAAAUUCACAGAGGGGCUUACAAAGCCGCUGGUACAGGCUCGUAUUGCUCAAUUGAAGAAAAAAUUCGAAGGUAUAAAAGUUAUUGUUGGAGUUGAUCGAUUGGACUAUAUCAAGGGUGUGCCACAAAAACUUCACGCAUUUGAGAUAUUCCUUCAGCAAAAUCCAGAAUGGAUAGGUAAAGUCGUUCUUGUUCAAGUGGCUGUGCCUUCACGUGGUGACGUUGAAGAGUAUCAAAGUUUACGUGCCACGGUAAACAAUCUCGUUGGUCGUAUAAAUGGACAAUUUGGUACGGUUGAGUUUGUUCCUAUACAUUAUAUGCAUAAAUCAAUACCAUUUGAUGAAUUGAUUUCAUUAUACGACAUUAGUGACGUUUGUCUAGUGAGUUCAACCAGAGACGGAAUGAAUUUAGUGAGCUAUGAAUACAUUGCAUGUCAAGAGGAUAAAAAGGGUGUUUUGAUUUUAUCUGAGUUUGCUGGUGCUGCUCAGGGACUUAAGGGCGCUAUAAUAGUUAAUCCAUGGAACACGGAAGAUAUGAGUGAUGCUAUAAAGGAAAGUUUGACCUUGCCUAGAGAAAAGAGGGAGUUCAAUUUCAAAUCAAUGUUUUCAUAUAUUUCAAAGUACACUUCUGGUUACUGGGGAGAAUCUUUCGUGAAGGAGUUGUACAAAUGUCACUCUGAUAAAGAAUCCCAAUGA